Messenger RNA from Nomascus leucogenys (northern white-cheeked gibbon), 894 nucleotides. Its product is annotated as dynamin-like 120 kDa protein, mitochondrial. NCBI's taxonomy places the organism in Eukaryota, Metazoa, Chordata, Mammalia, Primates, Hylobatidae. The annotation marks the transcript as partial. The transcript is spliced from 7 exons. The record is from RefSeq and is a predicted model, not a curated record.
UGAGGUCUGCCAGUCUUUAGUGAAACACAGCUCUGGAAUAAAAGGAAGUUUACCACUACAAAAACUGCAUCUGGUUUCACGAAGCAUUUAUCAUUCACAUCAUCCUACCUUAAAGCUUCAACGACCCCAAUUAAGGACAUCCUUUCAGCAGUUCUCUUCUCUGACAAACCUUCCUUUACGUAAACUGAAAUUCUCUCCAAUUAAAUAUGGCUACCAGCCUCGCAGGAAUUUUUGGCCAGCAAGAUUAGCUACGAGACUCUUAAAACUUCGCUAUCUCAUACUAGGAUCGGCUGUUGGGGGUGGCUACACAGCCAAAAAGACUUUUGAUCAGUGGAAAGAUAUGAUACCGGACCUUAGUGAAUAUAAAUGGAUUGUGCCUGACAUUGUGUGGGAAAUUGAUGAGUAUAUCGAUUUUGAGAAAAUUAGAAAAGCCCUUCCUAAUUCAGAAGACCUUGUAAAGUUAGCACCAGACUUUGACAAGAUUGUUGAAAGCCUCAGCUUAUUGAAGGACUUUUUUACCUCAGGUCACAAAUUGGUUAGUGAAGUCAUAGGAGCUUCUGACCUACUUCUCUUGUUAGGUUCUCCAGGAGAAACGGCGUUUAGAGCAACAGAUCAUGGAUCUGAAAGUGACAAGCAUUUUAGAAAGACAUCUGAUUUACUGAGGAGGAAAAUGGAAAUGCAGUACAGAGCCCAAGGGGUCUGCUUGGUGAGCUCAUUCUCUUACAACAACAAAUUCAAGAGCAUGAAGAGGAAGCGUGCAGAGCUGCUGGCCAAUAUAGCACGAGCUAUGCCCAACAGAAGCGCAAGGUGAUGGAUGGUUUAAGGGGGCUGCCGAUACAUUCACACUAAUCAGCCAUUUCUGCCAAGAUCAUGUCGCCAUAAUCCGUUCAUGGA